Messenger RNA from Lichtheimia ornata, 1137 nucleotides. RefSeq lists its product as uncharacterized. The coding region runs from base 1 to 1137 and encodes 378 amino acids. The transcript is spliced from 3 exons. NCBI's taxonomy places the organism in Eukaryota, Fungi, Mucoromycota, Mucoromycetes, Mucorales, Lichtheimiaceae. Gene Ontology annotation, biological process: anatomical structure morphogenesis; negative regulation of transcription by RNA polymerase II; cell differentiation. The record is from RefSeq and is a predicted model, not a curated record. Gene Ontology annotation, molecular function: DNA-binding transcription factor activity, RNA polymerase II-specific; RNA polymerase II cis-regulatory region sequence-specific DNA binding.
AUGACAAGCUCUCAUCCCGCUGCACCUGCAUUUCUGGAACCCGAGCCUCAAUUGGAUAACCAUCGCAUGUCGAAUUACGAGAAUGCUUUUCGGCCUUUGUUAUUCAAGGAGAAGUGGAAGUCUUUGACUGACAAGCUGCCGUCGUUGCAGAUCCCGAUCCCACGUCGUAGUAGCAUUCAUCAUCAUCAUCACCAUGCUCGUCAACAAAGACAUCAAGGAACUCGGCAUAGUAGUAACAACAAUGAACACGCAUCACCAUCCACAUUAAGCAACAAGAUGGUUUCCACGGCAACCACAACAACCGCUAUGGUGGAGGAUGAUUAUUCGCCAAUGUCACCUACCAUGGCGACCGCUUCGGCAGCAGCAGCAGCAGCAGCUGUGCAGCAUCACCCUGGGUCAACGGUUGCGGAAUCGUUUCUAAACUGUCUCCGAUUAUCGAGCCUGCGUCACUCUACACCACCACCUUGUUCACUCUCGUCAUCUUCAUCUACCAAUAGUAGUAGCAGUGAUGAUGAAGCCUUGUUAGAUGAACAAGAUCCAGCUAUUCGCAUGGCAGCCGAAGCACUUGCCGCUGCAUCCGCUGAUGCGCAUCACCGCGCGGCACAAGAGCAUCAUCAUCAGCACCUCGUGUCACUAGCCAUGCAGCAACAACAACAAUCUAACAACACCGCUGCUGCUACUACUACCAACAACAAGCGUUCCUCUGGCAUUGAUCACUCCAAAUUCCUUACAAAGAACGCCCACAUCAAACGCCCACGUAAUGCAUGGAUCCAUUUCCGCUGUCAUUAUGGCCAAGCACUUAAAUCACAAGAUCCCACGUUACGUGCUGAGGAGAUCUCAAAACGUGCAUCACGGCGUUGGGCCCGACUCACGGAGAAGGAAAAGAAACCAUGGCAUGAUUUGGCUGAACAAGAAAAGUUGGCUCACAAGGAAGCAUUCCCAGAGUAUCGUUACUGCCCCAAACGUCACUCAUCGUCAUCCACGGCAUCUUCGUCAUCAUUGUCCUCUUCUUCUUCAUCGUCUCCUGCUUCCAAUUCCAACUCGUUGAUGUUUGCUGAUGCCCUUGCAGCGGAACAGCAAUCCGGUGGUGACACGGGCGGUCAACGUUACAAGAAGGCUAGACGGCGGACAAAAUGA